This is a messenger RNA of Cetraspora pellucida, 365 nucleotides long. The record is from the annotation of a GenBank genome assembly. NCBI's taxonomy places the organism in Eukaryota, Fungi, Glomeromycota, Glomeromycetes, Diversisporales, Gigasporaceae.
AUGUAUUUUAAAAAAGAAAAUGUUAAUCUAAGUGAAGAGGAAAAUCCUUUAAGACUGUCAGCUGUUUUAAAUCAACUGCAAGAUUUACAAUCUGAACAAUAUGCUGAACAGUAUCAUCAACAAAGUCAUGCACCUUCUCAAAUUCAAAAUCAAGAUACAUCUUUUCUUGCAGCUGCUAAAUAUCAACAUAAAGUGCUAUCACAAAUAAAUAUAAAAUUUGAUGUUUCCAGAGUUCAAUCAAAUGGGUCUGAAAUUGGCCCUUUCUUUCAAUAUCUUAACAGUUCUAGUAAACAUCUAUCUGAUUAUGAAGAUGAAUCUUCAGAAGAUAGAUUAUCAGAAAAUGAAAUUUUUUUCUUACUUAACCA